Messenger RNA from Elephantulus edwardii (Cape elephant shrew), 678 nucleotides. RefSeq lists its product as uncharacterized. The transcript is spliced from 3 exons. The record is from RefSeq and is a predicted model, not a curated record. The coding region runs from base 1 to 678 and encodes 225 amino acids. NCBI's taxonomy places the organism in Eukaryota, Metazoa, Chordata, Mammalia, Macroscelidea, Macroscelididae.
AUGCACAACGGAAGAAAAUGCUGCCUGAUCAUGCGCCAUCCCCAGUUAUCAGCUGCCAAUGAGAGCAUUGAGAUGAAACAAACAGGGGAAAGCAGUCCCCGCGCCGCCAGGCCCUGGGCUCCUUCGCCGCCGCCGCGCUCACGCUCGGGCUCCGAGGCCGAGGAGGCCGAGCUGUCGCUGAGCCUGGCCCGCACCAAAACCGGCUCGUACGGCAGCACCGCGAGCGUGCGGGCGCCACUGGGCGCCGGCGUCAUCGAGCGCCAUGUGGAGCAUCGGGUCUGCGCCGGCGACACGCUGCAGGGCAUCGCGCUCAAGUAUGGAGUCACGCUGCUACCUUUUUGCGCGGGGAAGUGGCGGGACCGUGUGCGCGCCCCGGUGGGCGCGCGACGCUACAGGACGGUCGCCGCCCCCCCCCCCCCGGGUAAGUUCGAAAAUGGCGGAGGGGGGAAGAAGGUGGGGCUUGGCUGGGCGGGAGGGCGCUCUCGAGGCGGGGGCGGGUGUGAAGGAGCGGCGGGGCUGUGGGGCGGCUGGGGCAGGGAGAAGAACAGUGCGCCCCGGGCCUCUUUAAGGCCCUUGACGUCCACGCACUUCGGGGGCCCACACUUGGGGUUCCUUCGAGGGGUGGGCAAGCUGGUGGACGCGGGUGAGGACGACGCCAGGACUUCCGUUUCCUUCUAG